This is a messenger RNA of Austrofundulus limnaeus, 675 nucleotides long. RefSeq lists its product as uncharacterized. The coding region runs from base 1 to 675 and encodes 224 amino acids. Lineage: Eukaryota; Metazoa; Chordata; Actinopteri; Cyprinodontiformes; Rivulidae. The record is from RefSeq and is a predicted model, not a curated record. Gene Ontology annotation, biological process: response to bacterium. The transcript is spliced from 5 exons.
AUGAUGAACUUCAGCUGCAUACUGUCUUUACUCUGCAGCUUAAGUUGGAUCUGUAUGUCAGUUUGUGAGUUUCACACGGUGAUGGUUGAGCCUGGUGAAGAAGUCACACUGCAGUGCUCCAAUCGUAGCAGCUUUCCUUCUCACUUGUUUUGGUUUAAACUAACCAGUGAACCCAACACCAGCUGCAUCUCAUCUAUGUUAACUUCUGAGUCUAAUUUUAUCUUAUAUGAAGGAUUUCAACAUGACAAAUUYAAUAUGACUUCCAACACCACAAAUGUUUUUCUGCACAUCAAACAAGUGCAUUCAUCUGAUUGUGGACUGUAUUUCUGUAGUGUUAAAGUUGAGGUAACCCCCRGAGUCUACACAGCAACAUAUUUACAGGUUAAAGAUAUGAAUGCUGAAUCAACAAAUGUGCUGAAUGUGAUCCUGGGUGGUGCCGUUUUAUUUCUUGUAAUUAUCAUCAUCAGUUUGGUCAUCAGAAUCAGGAGCUUUCACACAACUCAAACUGAUACACAAAGUGUACAGAACAAUGAGAAUAAGGUCACACCCAAGGCAUCAACAAGRGGUGUGCUCCUGGGGCGGAGCUUCUGGGGGUGCUGGGAGGGCGGCACGCACUCGGCCGGGGUUGGGGCCCAGAGGGAGAGUCUGGACCCUGUCGGGCCCAGAGAGAGAUAG